GAGAAAGCCUCAGUGCCUCAUCUCACUUCUCAAAGUACUUGAGAUCAUCCGGCAACGAUGGAGGAACAAUGCUUUUGAACGGAUGUGACGGUUGCCGAUGAUAAUCAGGGCCUUAGAGUAAUGAAAAAAAUCUCCCGCCUUCCAGACGAGACAUGACUAUAUCCGUAGUUCCUGUGAUUCGUGACCGUUUUUCAGUCCUUUCGACGGUCCACCAAUACAAUGGUUUCAUUCGAGAAGCCGUAAAGCAAGCUUUCCCCUUCAAAGCCCUUACUCUUUUCCGCCAAAUGUUGCAAACCGGCUUGGAACCCAACAACCUGACCUUCCCCUUUGUAGCUAAGGCAUGCGGGAAGCUCAUGAAUUGCAAUUACUCUCGCAUUAUUCAUACCCAUGUCGUCAAAUCGCCUUUUAACUGUGAUAAGUAUGUGCAGACCGCAUUGCUUGAUAUGUAUGCCAAAUGCGAUCGCCUGGAUGAUGCUCAUAACGUGUUUGAGAAAAUGCCAGAGACUGAUUUGGCAUCUUGGAAUGCCAUGCUUAUCAGCUUUUCCCAUGCAGGUCUUAUUGAUAGAGUAGCCAAUCUCUUUGAUGAGAUGAGGUUUAGUGGGGUUCGACCUGAUGCUGUCACUGUUAUGGGUCUUACGCAAUCAAUUUCACUUGUAAGGGAUUUGAGAUUAUUAAAUGUUGUUCAUGGUUUUGGAAUUCAAAUUGGUGUGGACAGGGAUGUUUCUGUUUCAAACACUUGGAUUUCUGCCUAUUUCAAAUGCGGUGAUUUUACUAAUGCUCUUAUGGUGUUUAAUGAGAUAGGUGCCAGUUUGAGGACAAUAGUUUCUUGUAAUUUAGUAUUGUCAGGAUAUGCCUGUUCUAAAGAGCCAUUCAAGGCAAUUAGCUUUUAUAAAUGGAUGCUUCUCAAUGACUAUAGACCUGAUGUGGUCACUAUUGUUGGUUUGCUUUCUUCUUGUAUGGGAGAUCAAACAUUGUUUUUGGGUAGGUCAGUUCAUUCUCAUGGCGUACAUGUGGGAUGCGAUUCAAAUAUAUAUUGGCUCAAUACCCUAAUUUCUAUGUAUUCCAAAUGCAGAGAUAUUGAUUCUGCUAGACUUGUAUUUGAUACCUUGCUGGAUAAAUCAUGUGUUUCAUGGACUUGUAUUAUAGGAGCAUAUGUUGAGGUUGAUGAUUUAGAUGAGGCCUUAACCUUGUUUCACUCCAUGGAAGUAGCCGGUCAGAAACCAGAUGCAGUCACCAUGCUUCAUCUGAUUUCGGGCUGCUCACGGACUGGUGCACUUGAGACAGGCAGGUGGCUUGAUCGAUAUAUGGCUUCAAAUGGCUUAAAAACUAACGUGAUGGUUUGCAAUCAACUUUUAGACAUGUAUGCAAAAUGCGGAAGUAUAGAUGAGGCUCACCACCUUUUCGAUGAAAUGCCCGAGCAGACAAUCGUCUCAUGGACAACCAUGAUUGCGGGUUUUGCAUUGAAUGGACGAUUCAAGGAAGCGUUGGAGUUUUUCUUCCGGAUGUUUAAAUUCGGAAUUAAGCCUAACCAUAUAACUUUCUUAGCCGUUCUUCAAGCUUGCUCUCAUGGGGGGUUUCUCGAUGAGGGAUGGGAGUGUUAUCGUUUGAUGACUGAAGUACAUCGUUUAUCGCCAGAGUUGGACCAUUAUUCAUGCAUGGUGGAUCUUCUCGGGCGUAAGGGAAAGAUAGAAGAAGCUUUUUUGUUCAUCCAAAACAUGUCUGUUGAGCCGGAUGCUGGUAUAUGGGGUGCACUGCUAGGUGCUUGUAAGAAUUAUGGGAAUUUAGAGAUUGGAGAAUAUGCGGCUUAUCGCUUGUUUGAACUAGACCCAUGUGUUGCUGCUCCUUAUGUGGAACUGGCUAACAUGUAUGCAUCUGUUGGAAGAUGGGACGGAGUUUCUGUUAUCAGAAAACUGAUGAAAGAAAAUGAAGUGACAAAAGUUCCUGGGCAGAGUAUUGUUCAAGUGAAUGGGAGAAGUCAUGUAUUUACUGUCGACGAUCGUAGUCAUCCACAUGGAAUUAUUGUUUAUGAGUUAUUGGGUGGCUUAGCUUUGCAACUCAAAGCAGAAAAAGACUCGUCGUUGCACUUGGAGGAGUUGGAUGAAUCGAUCGAUAUCACAUAAUUCAUUUUUCGUGAAACCAAGGUAUCUGGCCCAGCUUUGGCACAGCUUGACUAAUCCUGAAGGAGAAUCCAUAUGCUUAGGUAUUUAUUCAAAUACCUAAGAGGGAGUUACAACUACAAACACAGUCCUGCUGGAUAUUAGCAGUGGCGAAAUCACCAAAGAUCAUGGUAUGAGAAGAUGUUACAAUGGCUAGGUGCUCGAGGUUUACUGGGUUAUAUCAAGUUCACUUAUAAGUUUGGGAACAAUGGAUUGGUUGGACGAAGACAGUCAAACUCAAGAAGGAUAAAAAUGUGAGAAGAUAUCUGUCGAUAAAUAUCUCAAUUAGGAUAGAAUCAAUGGACUGUGUUUCACUUCCUUUUCACCAUUCAUCAAGGGUGAGAAGUUUUUGACAUUGUGCAAAAUGAAUUGUAAUUAGAGCAUCAUACUUGUUAAUGAUCAGGGUAAUAGUGUUUUGGUUAUGAGUAAUCUUUCGAGGAAAGAUUAAACCUGCAA
This is a messenger RNA of Impatiens glandulifera, 2612 nucleotides long. RefSeq names its product pentatricopeptide repeat-containing protein At4g19191, mitochondrial. Gene Ontology annotation, biological process: RNA modification. The coding region runs from base 153 to 2120 and encodes 655 amino acids. The transcript is spliced from 2 exons. The record is from RefSeq and is a predicted model, not a curated record. Gene Ontology annotation, molecular function: protein binding; RNA binding. NCBI's taxonomy places the organism in Eukaryota, Viridiplantae, Streptophyta, Magnoliopsida, Ericales, Balsaminaceae.